GACGUGUGCUGAGUCCCGCCGACCUGGGCCGGACCGCGGGGCCGUUCGGCGAGCCUUGUAGCUGAAGUUGGCGGCCGAGAUGAGCGCCUUGAGAGCCGGGAGCGGGGCGCUCGCCUCGCUCGGGAGGGGGUACCGGUCGUGGCGGUACUGCUGCUGCCUGUGGUGGUGGUGGUGGGUCGCGGUGAUCGGGGUGGCGGUGGGCUCGGGGGAUCUGUGGCUCUCCGCGGAGGCAUGCCCGUCGCCGUGCUCCUGCAGCAGCACCAGGAUCUCCUGCGUGGACCCGGAGCGGGGGAUCAACGCGUUCCCCGUCCUACAGAGCGAGACCGAGAUGGAGAACAUCACCGACAUAUACAUAGCCAACCAGAGCGGGUUCUCCUCCAUCAACGACAAGGACCUGCACUACUACAAGAACCUCAGAAACCUGACGGUGACCAACAGCAGGCUGACAUAUGUAUCCAAGCUGGCGUUUCAGAACAACCUCAAGUUACAGUAUCUGAAUCUAAAAGAUAACAACCUGUCAUCGCUGUCCUGGAGGAUAUUCAGACACCUCAACAUCUCUUAUCUCAUUCUGUCCGGGAACCCACUGCACUGCUCCUGUGACAACAUGUGGAUCAAGCUGUGGUUGGGGGAGGAAGCAGACACCCAGGAGCUGCACUGCAUCGAGGACGGAGGAGGACGCAAGCUGCUGUCCAGACUGACACUACCUAACUGUGAGGUUCCCAUGGUGACGCUGAGCUCGUCCAGAGUGAGAGUGAAGGAGGGGGAGAACGUGCAGCUGUCGUGCACGACCUCGGGCAAGCCCUCACCUGAGCUGUUCUGGGACAUGGCGUUGGUCAGCAACUAUGAGAUUCUGACAUCGGGCCAGACGUCGGUGCUCAGACUGACCAACCUGUCGUCUCUGGACCACAACAGCAAAAUCAGCUGCAUCGCAGAGAACAUUGUCGGAGGGAAGGAAUCCUCUCUGCUGCUGGAUAUACUCUUCGCUCCUAAAAUCACAAAGCUGAGUGACGCGAUCGCAGACCAUCACUGGUGCAUCCCAUUCAGUGUGUCAGGAAACCCAGAGCCCAAGCUGCAGUGGUUCCUGGACGACAGGCCGGUGAUGGAAGGGCUGUACAUCCUGACAAUGAUCCAUGACAUCACAGAGAGGGAGUACCACGGCUGCCUCCAGCUCGACAACCCCACACACCUCAACAACGGGCGAUACAUGCUCUUAGCCUCCAACAAAUACGGGUCCGACAGAAAGGAGGUGUUGGCCCACUUCAUGCUCGGACCCGGAACAGACAAGGAGCCUUCGUAUUAUGAACUACCCACAGAAGGCCCUCCUGUGGACCCACCUGAGGACAGAGUCGCUGUGUAUGUGGUGGUGGGCAUUGCUGCUGUGGCCUUUACUGGUUUCCUUCUGAUGCUGGUUAUUCUCAAGUUCGGCGGAAACUCCAAGUUCGGCAUUAAAGGACCGUCGUCUGUGAUCAGUAACGAUGACGACUCCGCGUCUCCCCUUCAUCACGUCUCAAACGGCAGCAACACUCCGUCUUCCUCAGAGAUGGGCCCGGACGCAGUCAUCAUCGGCAUGACCAAGAUUCCGGUGAUAGAAAAUCCUCAGUACUUCAGGAGCACGAACAGCCUGCUCAAAACAGACACGUUCGUCCAACACAUUAAGAGGCACAACAUCGUGCUGAAGAGGGAGCUGGGAGAGGGCGCCUUCGGGAAGGUCUUCCUGGCUGAGUGCUACAACCUGUCCCCCGACCAGGAGAAGAUCCUCGUGGCUGUCAAGACGCUGAAGGAGGCGAGCGAGAACGCCAGGAAGGACUUCCACCGCGAGGCCGAGCUGCUGACCAACCUGCAGCACGAGCACAUCGUCACUUUCUACGGGGUCUGCGUGGAGAGCGACCCGCUCAUCAUGGUCUUUGAGUACAUGAAGCACGGCGACCUCAACAAGUUCCUCAGGGCUCACGGUCCGGAUGCGGUUCUGAUGGCCGAGGGCCAGACCACCAGGCCCGUGGAGCUGACCCAGUCCCAGAUGCUGCACAUCGCCCAGCAGAUAGCGUCUGGCAUGGUCUACCUGGCCUCACAGCACUUUGUGCACCGUGACCUUGCCACCAGAAACUGCCUGGUGGGUGAGAACCUGCUGGUGAAGAUCGGAGACUUCGGCAUGUCCAGGGACGUCUACAGCACGGACUACUACAGGGUAGGUGUCGGAGGUCACACCAUGCUGCCAAUCCGCUGGAUGCCCCCCGAGAGCAUCAUGUACAGAAAGUUCACCACGGAGAGUGACGUUUGGAGUCUGGGAGUGGUCCUGUGGGAGAUCUUCACCUACGGCAAACAGCCGUGGUACCAGCUCUCCAAUAACGAGGUGAUAGAGUGUAUAACCCAGGGCAGGGUGCUGCAGCGCCCCAGGACCUGCCCUAAGGAAGUGUACGACCUGAUGCUGGGCUGCUGGCAGCGGGAGCCGCACAUGAGACUCAACAUCAAAGAGAUCCACGGUCUCCUCCUCAACCUGGCCAAGGCCUCACCAGUAUACCUGGAUAUACUGGGCUGAACGCAGGAGGAGGGAGGAGAGUCCAUGGCUGAGUGUGUGUGUGUUUAGGUGAGGGUGGUCCGUGUGUGUGCGUGUGUGUGUGUGUGUGUGUAUGUUAGGGUUGGCAUGGCAACCUCUUAACGCGUGCAAAGCUCCUGCAAGCGUGUAUGUGCAAGGUGCUGCUGUACAGGAUGUGAAGUUGUUAUAAAACUCUUAAAGGCAAUCACAAAAAAGCCGCUCAGUUCAUCCCCAUUCAUUUCUCUCCCCUCUGCCAAUUUCCUCUCUAUUGUGCAUCUCGACUCCUUCCCUCCUUCCUUCCCGAGGAGACAGUAAUUUAGCUUCUGGAGAAAAACAGCUUCUCACGUCUUCUCAAAUGCUUUAAACUGACUGGGGCUGAAUUGAUGAAACCUGAUUAACAGGACUUUAAUUUAGUGACUCAUCCCUUCGCUGCUUGUAGGACAACAGGACACUUGUAAAAUUUCGAGGCGGUGCGGCUUCGGGGGACGAGUUUUUUUUUUCCCAGCAGCUUCGGUCCUUCUCCUGUAAAUAUGAGACUGAACAAUGAUGAGACGUCUCCACAGAAACGGCUCAGCGAGACGUCGAGCCACAAACAAGAAGUGUUUCGCCCCUCGCUGUCUGUCCCCUUUGUCUUUCUGUCUGUCUGUUUCUAAGAAGGACACACAAACAUUAAUGCCAGUAUUCAUCCAAGAUGGCGUCUGAGCGAUGAUUAACCAAGAUUGACGCGGAACAAGUUGGAGCAACUCGCCCGAUGCAGGAGUUGACGCGGCGAGAGGAUUUCCGGUCGGGCA
This is a messenger RNA of Betta splendens (Siamese fighting fish), 3324 nucleotides long. It is a transcript of the gene ntrk2a, whose product is annotated as neurotrophic tyrosine kinase, receptor, type 2a. NCBI's taxonomy places the organism in Eukaryota, Metazoa, Chordata, Actinopteri, Anabantiformes, Osphronemidae. Gene Ontology annotation, biological process: cell surface receptor protein tyrosine kinase signaling pathway; multicellular organism development; trans-synaptic signaling by neuropeptide, modulating synaptic transmission. The coding region runs from base 80 to 2536 and encodes 818 amino acids. The transcript is spliced from 20 exons. The record is from RefSeq and is a predicted model, not a curated record. Gene Ontology annotation, molecular function: brain-derived neurotrophic factor binding; brain-derived neurotrophic factor receptor activity; ATP binding. Gene Ontology annotation, cellular component: signaling receptor complex; plasma membrane; axon.